ACCCAGUUCCCACUUCGCCACUAUUCCGCUUAAACAGGCGUGGCUUCUGAGUGUUUGGAUUCGGGAACCAGGCGCUAGCGCGCAACUUGCAAGUAACUAGCCCAAGCCCUGGAAAGCAGUCGGGGCGCGAAGUGUACGGCAGGGUCGCUGCGCGUCACUCCCUCUCAGGGGAACGAGCCAAAAGCGGCCAGGCAGGAGUCGCUAAGUGUGUCAGCCCUAGGAAGACCGGAAGUUCGCUUCUUGGCUUGUUGGGGUCGCCGCUGCGGUCGCCCUCUGCGUCCGACCGAAUUGAGGAUAGGUGGCGGAGAAGAGCAUCAUGCAACGCACAGGCGCUGUCCUUUCUCAAUGAGUGACCGCGCGGCGUCAGCUCUCUGGCUCCUCCUGCUCCGGCUGAUUUUCCCCGCGCCUCUUUCAGAGGUGGCAGCAUCACAUUGUCUUUUGCCCAGCCCACAGAAUGUCCAUUUUAUCUCCAGAAACAUGAAGAACAUCCUGCAUUGGUUGCCACCAGAAGGAAUAGCAGAGAACAAAUUAAAUUAUAAAGUGAAGUAUUUGAUAUAUGGCACAGAUAAAUGGAUUAAGUAUCCGGAAUGUAAGAAUAUCAAUCAAACCUGGUGUGACCUCUCACAGGAAACCUACAACCACAAAGAGCAAUAUCAUGCCAGAGUGAAAGUCUCUCUAAAGGGAAAUUGUUCUGUCUGGGCAGAAUCACCAAGGUUCAAUCCAUUUACAGACACAACUAUCGAUCCACCUGCAUUUGCCCUCUCAUCGACCGAGAAUUCUAUUUCAGUCACUGUUGUCCCCCCCGAGAAGUGGAAGAGAAAUCCCAGGGAGCAACCCGUGUAUUUGCAGGAAAUAUACUCGGGCCUACAAUAUAACGUGUCAGUAUUCAACAAGAACAUAAAUAAAAGAUGGAUGUUUUGCAUUCAAAACAACAGAUUGGAGGUGCAACAGUUACAGCCAAAUAGACUAUACUGUGUCACAGUACAAGUAUAUAUUACUCCACUUCUGUUUAGUGAAUUAUCUGAAGAACAGUGCAUUGCUACCCUGAAAGCAGAUCCAGUUUUCAAACAAACUGCAACAGUCAUAUUUGGAUAUACUUUACCAGGCCUUUUAUUAGUCCUGAUUAUUUUGAUGUCAAGCUGUUGUCUAUAUAGGUACACUCAUCUUGUGAAGCAAACGUAUCCCAAGAACUUGAUCUUGAAAUACAGUCAAAGCUGUGGAAGAGAUAGUUUUGUUCCUUCUGAAAAAAUAGUGGUUAACUUAAUUACAGUUAAUGUUGUAGAAGAACAUAAAUCCUUUACGGACAAUGAUCAGUGGAAAACUGGCAAUGGUUACAUCAAUGCUGAGACUGGUGCGGGAAGCUGUGUGGAAGAGAAAGCUUCAAAAAAGGGUCUAGGAAACAAUAAUUUCUUAGAAAAGGACAUUGUACUCAAAAAUGAGCAAAAUAGAAGCAAAAUAAAACUGGCAGAGCUGGAAUCGCCCCAGGCUUUAGGACAGCCGCACAAUGAUGAGGUGGUGGUAUAUGAAUUUGAUGUGAGGGCUGAACAGAUGACUCCAGUUCAGGAGAAACAACAAAUAUUUAGCUGUAUUUGGGAACCAGAUUGUGCACUGCACAAUUCACAAGCAGCUAUGUCAGAGUUGCCCAUCUAUGGGACAAAGCAGGGCUAUUGCCCCCAGUUUGACACACAAGCUCCAGAUACCUCUUUCAGGCCACCGGUAAAAAAAGUCCUUGUGCAUGAAAGGAAUUCUGCUUCUUUACAAUUAUAUGAUGCUGAGGUCCCUCUGAUAAAUUUCAUGGCUGAUGAGCCCAACCAGGCCUUGUGUUCUGAGUGUGAUGUUAUAGCAGACAUUUGUUUGGUGCCUGAUUCAAAAGAGACCUUUUUGGAUGAAAAAGAAACUGCACUCAAAGAGCCACACACUUUACUAUCUCUGAUAACUCAAAAGACAACUUCAAAACUUCACCAGACUGGAACAAUGACCAGGGAAAACCAGGAAACAGGGAUGGAAGAAGAGCAGAACAAAACAGUUGAUUGGAAUCCCUGGACUGGGAGGAUGUAUUUGUCCUCCUUACCUGUUGUAACAAAAGAAGGUAAAAUUGACCCCCCAAAAUAUGAGGAAUCCCUGGAGGAAGCACUUCUAUUCAGGCUUUAUGAGAGCCACUGUUCUGAAGACUUAUUAGGAAGAUACAAGAAUAUGUGUCUCCUCCAACUCAAAGAACAUUGGGGACUACAUAUAGAAAUGCAAACCUAAUCUUUCUUUCAUUUCAUAAUUUACUAACUCAGUCACAUGACCAUCAGCAAGAGUAUGGGUUCAGUGCUCAGUCAGCUAACUGGCCAAGGGAUCUUCCUCCAGUCAGCAGAGUCUUGCCUUAUGCAUGAUCUGAUAAUCAUGUUGACCCAAACCCCAAGAGCUUCUAGACCAGGGGUUCUCAACCUUGGCAACUUUAAGACUUGUGGACUUCAAUUCCAGAAAGCUGGCUGAGGAAUUCUGGGAGUUGAAGUCCACAAGUCUUAAAGUUGCCAAGUGGAGAACCCCUGGUCUAGACUUUUGCAGAUAAGGAAUACUGCAUACUAGCUGAAUGUUGGUAAUAAGUAAAGAUUCUUCGGCUAUCUUCACAUUGUUAGAUUUCAGCAAUUCAAAACAUCUGAAAUAUUUUUUUUUAAGAAGACAGACUUGAGCUUUAUUGGUUUGUUUUAAUUAAGACUGCCCAUACAGAGCAAAAAAAAAUGGCCUGGUUUGCAUGGUAUGACAAGAUGAACUGGCUAUUGUAAUGAAAACAGAAAACCCAAGAAUAUUAGAGGGGAUAAUUCAGCAUAGGGAACUAAUAGUAACGGGGCUUAAUAUAGGUAGCCCUUGACUUAACAACUGUUCGCUUAAUGACAGUUCAACGUUAACGAUGGUCUCAGAAAAAAGUGACUUAUGAUUCAUCCUCGAAGUUAUAAUCAUUGUGUUAUCUCCAUGGUCGCAUGAUCACAAUUUGGGCACUUGGCAACUGGCUUGUAUUUACAAUUGUAGUGACUUGUGGUCACAAGAAUGAGAUUUGUGACUUUCCCAGCCAGCUUCCGUCAAGCAAAGUCAAUUGGGUAGAUUGGAUUCAUCUUAACAAACCACAUGAUUUACUUAACGACCAUGCUGAUUUGAUUAACCAGCUAAUGGUUGUAAAAUUGGGUCUAGUUACAUGAUGAUCAUUUAACAACUGCCUUGUUUAGACCUAAACUCCAGUCCCAAUUGAGGUAAUAAGUAAACAGCUACCCAUACAUGUUUUUACUGGCCCUUAAGCUGUCAAUGGGUCAUAAUUAAGUUGGCCAUAUGACUUCACUAUCUGAAGUGCCAUGUUUCUGAAUUCAAACAAGAGGAUGAAUCAUGUCCUGCUUGAUGGCUUCCCAGUAGGAUUCUGUAGGCUGCUCUUAUCUUGUGACAAAGUUCUCUAAACUAUAUGAGUUGAUAAGCAUCUUCUGGAAUGAUGAGAGCAUUCUGAAUGUACUGUUAUGGUGGACUUGACCGAUCAUAAAACACCUAUUUACAAA
Molecule: messenger RNA, 3527 nt
Organism: Crotalus tigris (Tiger rattlesnake)
Lineage: Eukaryota; Metazoa; Chordata; Lepidosauria; Squamata; Viperidae
Product: interleukin-20 receptor subunit alpha-like
Exons: 7
Coding region: 346-2250 (634 amino acids)
Molecular function (GO): interleukin-20 binding
Source: RefSeq, a predicted model, not a curated record